AUGCCUCGUGUAGAAAGGAGACUCGCUCCUGCCAGGGAAGCUCUGGCCGCGGGAGCUGCUCUGGCACCGUGCUCUGGUGUGCAACCUGGGUCACUCGCAGUGCCAUGGAGAGAGCAGGUUUGCUUUACUAACUUUCAUGUUUUUCAUUGUAGCCAUGAGACGCAAACGACCUGCUGGGACCAUCCCAAGAUGACUGAGCUUUACCAGUCUUUAGCUGACCUGAACAACGUCAGGUUCUCCGCAUACAGGACUGCCAUGAAACUCCGCAGGCUGCAGAAGGCUCUCUGCCUGGAUCUCCUGAGUCUGUCUGCUGCGUGUGAUGCCUUGGACCAGCACAACCUCAAACAAAAUGACCAGCCGAUGGAUAUUCUGCAGAUCAUUAACUGCUUGACCACCAUUUAUGAUCGACUAGAACAAGAGCACAAUAACUUGGUCAAUGUUCCUCUCUGCGUGGACAUGUGCCUCAACUGGCUGCUGAAUGUCUAUGACACGGGUCGAACAGGAAGGAUCCGUGUCUUAUCUUUCAAAACUGGUGUUGUAUCCCUUUGUAAAGCACACCUGGAAGAUAAAUACAGAUACCUGUUCAAGCAAGUGGCAAGCUCCACGGGCUUCUGCGACCAGCGCCGGCUGGGGCUCCUGCUGCACGAUUCCAUCCAGAUCCCUCGGCAGCUGGGGGAGGUGGCCUCCUUCGGGGGCAGCAAUAUCGAGCCGAGCGUCAGAAGCUGUUUCCAGUUUGCCAACAACAAGCCGGAGAUCGAAGCAGCGCUCUUCCUGGACUGGAUGAGGCUGGAACCCCAGUCCAUGGUGUGGCUGCCCGUCUUGCACAGGGUGGCUGCUGCUGAGACAGCCAAACACCAAGCCAAGUGUAACAUCUGCAAGGAGUGCCCAAUUAUUGGAUUCAGGUACAGAAGUUUAAAGCACUUCAACUAUGACAUUUGCCAAAGUUGCUUCUUCUCUGGCCGUGUUGCAAAAGGUCAUAAAAUGCACUAUCCCAUGGUGGAAUACUGCACACCAACAACUUCAGGAGAAGAUGUUCGUGACUUUGCCAAGGUACUAAAAAACAAAUUUCGAACAAAAAGAUACUUUGCUAAGCACCCACGAAUGGGCUACCUGCCUGUGCAAACUGUCUUGGAGGGAGACAACAUGGAAACUCCUGUUACUCUGAUCAACUUCUGGCCAGUAGAUUCUGCGCCUGCCUCGUCCCCUCAGCUUUCACAUGAUGAUACUCAUUCACGCAUUGAACAUUAUGCUAGCAGGCUAGCAGAAAUGGAGAACACCAAUGGUUCAUAUCUAAAUGACAGUAUUUCACCUAAUGAGAGCAUUGAUGAUGAACACUUGUUAAUCCAGCACUACUGCCAAAGUCUGAACCAGGAGUCCCCCCUGAGCCAGCCACGAAGCCCUGCCCAGAUCCUAAUUUCUCUGGAGAGUGAGGAAAGAGGAGAACUGGAGAGAAUCCUUGCGGACCUGGAGGAGGAAAACAGAAACUUGCAAGCAGAGUACGACCGUUUGAAGCAACAGCAUGACCACAAAGGACUGUCUCCACUGCCGUCCCCACCGGAGAUGAUGGCAGUUUCUCCACAAAGCCCCCGGGACGCUGAGCUCAUUGCAGAAGCCAAGCUGCUUCGACAGCACAAGGGCCGCCUGGAGGCCAGGAUGCAGAUUCUGGAGGAUCACAACAAACAGCUGGAGUCACAGCUGCACAGGCUGAGGCAGCUGCUGGAGCAGCCGCAGGCAGAUGCCAAGGUAAACGGUACAACACUGUCAUCUCCUUCUACCUCUUUGCAGAGGUCAGACAGCAGCCAGCCAAUGCUUCUUCGUGUAGUUGGCAGCCAGACUUCAGAAACCAUGGGCGAGGAUGAGCUGCUCAGCCCUCCCCAGGACACAAGCACAGGUCUGGAGGAAGUGAUGGAGCAGCUGAACAACUCCUUCCCCAGCUCCAGAGGAAGAAAUGCCCCUGGAAAGCCAGUGAGAGAGGCCACAAUGUAGGGAGCCUUUUCCACAUGGCAGGUGACUUGGGAAGAGCAAUGGAAACCUUGGUGACAGUGAUGACCGACGACAAGGUGUUAGAAUAGCAAGAUGUGUUUUACAACUUCAGGCGUCCCGCAUGGUUUUUAUAAUAUUCAUACUACAAAGAGGAUUAGACUGUAAGAGUUUACAAGAAAACAAAUAUAUAUUUUUGUGAAGGGUAGUGGUACUAUAAUGUAGAUUUCAGUAGUUUCCUAAGUCUGUUACUGUUUUGUUAACAAUGGCAGGUUUUACACGUCUAUGCAAUUGUACAAAAAUUAUAAGAAAACUACAUGUAAAAUCUUGAUAGCUAAAUAACUUGCCAUUUCUUUAUAUGGAACGCAUUUCGGGUUGUUUAAAAAAAAAUUUAUAACAGUUAUAAUGAAAGAUUGUAAACUAAAGUGUGCUUUAUAAAAUUAAUUGUUUAUAGAAACCCCCUUAAAAAAAAAACACAAAAAAAAUACUGAGGCAGUGCAUUUGUUUAAUAUCAUUUCAGCUCUGUAACUGCAUUAGAGAGAUUCAUGUCCUUUGUUCUUUUCCUUGCCUAUCAAAAGAAAAAAAGCAUUUUCUGCAGUGACAUCAAGACAGCCAGCUUACGUUUCUCAUUGGCUUUGUCUGACUAGGGCUGACUUAAAAAAAGUCUCCCAAACUUCCCAUGAAGGUAGUUAUUUCACCUCUUCCAGUAAAAUUAAGAAUUACAAGAACCACACAGCUAGUUUGCAAUAAUUAAAUAAAAGAGCACAUUACAUGACAAAGCCUGCAAAAAACUGAGGGAAAAAAAAAAAACACCCCGAAAGAAAGAA
Messenger RNA from Merops nubicus (carmine bee-eater), 2807 nucleotides. RefSeq names its product dystrophin-like. Gene Ontology annotation, cellular component: plasma membrane. The transcript is spliced from 17 exons. Gene Ontology annotation, biological process: synaptic signaling. The record is from RefSeq and is a predicted model, not a curated record. Gene Ontology annotation, molecular function: zinc ion binding; protein binding. The coding region runs from base 1 to 1986 and encodes 661 amino acids. NCBI's taxonomy places the organism in Eukaryota, Metazoa, Chordata, Aves, Coraciiformes, Meropidae.